This is a messenger RNA of Rhizoctonia solani, 3894 nucleotides long. Its product is annotated as ATP-dependent DNA helicase RecQ. Gene Ontology annotation, biological process: DNA replication; double-strand break repair via homologous recombination. Lineage: Eukaryota; Fungi; Basidiomycota; Agaricomycetes; Cantharellales; Ceratobasidiaceae. Bases 1 to 3894 code for a protein of 1297 amino acids. The record is from RefSeq and is a predicted model, not a curated record. The transcript has 17 exons. Gene Ontology annotation, molecular function: ATP binding; 3'-5' DNA helicase activity; four-way junction helicase activity. Gene Ontology annotation, cellular component: nucleus; cytoplasm; chromosome.
AUGGCUGCCCCCAAGAACAAUCUUGAAGAAUUAAUGCGGCAGCGUAAUGGUGGCGGUUCCGCAAUAGUUGCACCUACCGGACUUUCUUCUGGGAGUUCAUCAAAGUCAUUUAAAUUCAAGCCAUCAGGUAGCAGUAGCAACGCCACAUUCAACUCUGGUGUGCAUGCGGCUACUUCAAUUGCUGAGCCCAAAGGACUGAAGAAGUCAAACUCGGAAGGACCUUCGAGAGUGACUGCUAGUGCGCUUGCAUCAGCAAUAGCAAGAGGAAUACCUUCCGGGUCGGCUUUAGCCUCUACUCAUUCCAAUUCCUCAUUAGCUACGGGAGGAAAGCGUUAUUCAUCGGAACACGAGCCAUUCAAUCCUUCAGGAUCAUCUCCAAAGCGCCCAAAAUUAGGAGAUGGGGGUGAACAGUCAAGCGGUACAGUGGUUUCAAUGGAGGACCUGGACGAGAUCGAUCCUGGACUUGCAAUCGAUACCAAUGACGACGAAGACGAGGCUAUCUGGAAUGAGAUCCAUGCUUCCUCAUCCGCUCCUGCAGCUGUGUCUGCUCCAGCCCCCAAGGCCUCAUCCCGGCAAAGUUCUACUGGUUUAUCUGGCUUGGGUUGGCAGGCUGUAUCGCGAAACCCGAUACCGAUUAACAAAGGUCAAUUACCUGGCUCUGCUUCAGUUCCUCAUCGUUUGCUUUCCAGCCAGCCUUCCAGUCGAGCAGGAACGCCCCAAACUGCUCAGUCGUCGUUUGCUCCCCCUGUUCCCCCACCUCCUGGGGUUCCCACUGAUCUUCAAAAUAUGUCCGCCUUGGAUCUCCAGCAGCGAUUGCUGAUACCUAAUUACAAGAAGCUAAUCGAAACUAUGUCCCAGAUUAUCGACGACCCCGACCAAGAUCGUUUCAUUCUGGAUAGUACCAGGCAGCUCCUGACUAGUCGUAUAAGUGGUAUCGAGGCAGCCAUAGCGUGGAGAUCGUCUUUUGAACCCCCUUCAAUGAGUACAUUGAGCCUGGAAGCUGGGUGGGACGAAAAAAACACCUCCCGCGAGGGGUCCAGGUUCGAUUCUAGGGAAAAUCGUACUGCGAAAAGCCCGGAGAUAGAGGUCUUUGACCUGGAGAGUGACGAUUCAGAUGUAGUGCAGGUUUAUAGUGCAGGACCGCCCAAGGUCCCGCCUCCAGCCAUCUUGCGUUCGUCAGAUAGCGGUUCGAACUCCUAUGCAGCCAAGCCCUUCGCUCCAAAGCUAAGUGGAAUCGAAGCAAUGCCUAUCCCGAGCAGGUCUGGGUCAAACUCUAAGGCAAGCUUAGAUAAAGAGUCCAAUGAAGAGCCCAAGAGCGUGAAUGCAUCAGCUGUUUCUUCUACCAAUGUUGCCACUACUUCUAGGCACUUUGCUCCGCUCGUUCCGAUGGAUACCAACCAAGAUACGUUUGAUACAUUGGACCCAGAACUGAAUGUUCCUACUCAGGUCGAGGAGGAACAGUCCACAUCUAUCUACAAGGAUGAAAUUAUGGCCAAGUUAAAGAGCGUCUUUGGGCUAGAAAGCUUUCGUACCAAUCAGGCCCCAGCAGUGGAUGCAACUAUGUCCGGACAAGAUGUUUUCGUACUCAUGCCGACAGGAGGGGGCAAGAGUCUGUGUUAUCAACUUCCAGCCGUGUGCACCACCGGGAGGACUAGAGGUGUGACGUUUGUCGUGUCGCCCCUCAAGUCGCUCAUGAUCGAUCAAGUUCGUCAACUCCGGAGCAAAGGGGUAGACGUCAUCAUGUUCAGCAGUGACCAGUCCGCUAAAGCCGCUCGCGAGGCCCGUAAUCGCCUUGUCGCCAGAGGGCCGAAGCCGUCUUUGGCGUAUGUCACACCUGAAAAGCUCGAGAGGAGCGGGGACAUGAGGAGUAUCCUAGAUAAAUUAAUGCGAAGCGGGGAGCUAGCGAGGUUCGUUAUUGACGAAGCUCAUUGCGUUUCUACCUGGGGACGAGAUUUCCGGGAAGCGUAUCAAGGUCUCGGAUUCCUGCGUCAGAGCUACCCGGGUAUUCCGAUUAUGGCCCUGACUGCGACCGCUAAUGCCAAGGUUCGGCGAGACGUAAUGAACAAACUCGGGAUUGCCGACUGUGUGGAACUUGUUCAAUCAUUUAACCGACCCAACCUACAUUACGAAGUCCGCAAGAAAGGCAAAGGCGUUGUCGCGGAUAUUGCGAAUUACAUUCGCGCGCAUUAUCACGAAAAAAGUGGCGUGAUCUAUUGUUUGAGUCGCGCUAAAUGCGAGGAUGUUGCGAACGAGCUACGAGAGAAACACGGCAUUAGUGCUAGACACUAUCACGCAGCAAUGACAGUCAGUGAUAAAACUGAAACGCAAGCUGCAUGGAUAUCUGGGGAGUGUAAUGUGAUUGUCGCGACAAUUGCCUUUGGCAUGGGAAUUGACAAGCCAGACGUCCGCUUUGUUAUUCAUCAUCAAAUCCCGAUGUCGCUAUCUGGCUACUACCAGGAAACGGGCCGUGCGGGUCGCGAUGGCAAGCCCGCCCAAUGCGUACUCUACUACUGUUACGCGGACAAAAACAGCAUGGAACGAAUGAUUGAACAGGGUGGUAAAGAUGGAAAGCCUCUUUCAUUUGAGGAACAGCAACGCCAGAAGGAUGAUAUUCGACAAGUCAUACAGUAUUGUCAAAACACUAUGGAUUGCCGGCGGAGCCAAGUCCUUGCAUAUUUCAGUGAACAAUUCGACCCACGCCAUUGCCUCAAGACAUGCGACAACUGUGUUAAUAGCGAAGGGAUGAGAAACGAAGACAUGACCGAAGUCGCACAGAUGGCCCUCGAAUUUGUUGAGAGUGUUGCGAGCUCUCGCCCAACCAUGAUCCAGACAAUCGACGCAUUCAAGGGGUCUAAAGCCAAGACUUUUCGGGACAAAGGAUGGGAUCGUUCACCCAUGUUCGGGAAGGGUACAGACCUCUCGCGCGAGACAGCAGAACGUCUAUUCCAACAUUUGGUGGCUGCAGACGCAUUGAGGGAAGAGCUGUACCAAAAUAGGGCGGGCUACAGCAAUUCGUAUUUGGUGAUAGGGGACUGUGCUGAUGAUUAUAUGAGCGGCCGCAAGAGAUUCAUGCUUUCUGUUCCCUCAACCGAAAAGGCCAAAGGCAAGCAAACAAAUGAAGCUAUGGCAUCAGCUCCCAACAAGUACCAGCCCCUUGCUACGACACGGCAUACAGUUACUCGCAAGUCAUCUACCACUUCCGUAUCUCGUCAGACAAAAAAGAUACAGUCUAUAAAUCGCACAGAAGACAUCGACUGCUUCGGCUUCGUCGGCGACGGUGCUGAGAAGACGUCGAAAGUAGCAUCUGGAUCACGGAUAGUAGACGACAUCGAAAACAUGGACGAUUAUGCGGUUCCUUCCAACUUCUUUGACGAUCCUGACACAAUAGAAACUCAGGAAGAGGAUAUAUCAAUGAGCAAUUCCACUGGCCCAAUCGCUCUGAGACCUGCUCAGAUAUUGGCUUCAGACUCCGAUAUUGAGGAUUAUACGGCUGGCGCUGGGGAUUUCACCAUGCGAUUCAGGAAUCUGAAAAGGCUUCGUGAAAAACUCGCGAAGCAAUUCAAACUCCAAGACCAGGACGAUGUUGUUCAAGAAGAAGUAUUGCAGGAAUUAGCGUUACUAGAGUGUAAUAGCGAAGAAGAGUUUAAACAGUCAUUCCGUUCCGCUUUGGGGUCCGACGUCGACUUUGAUGAAAAGUCCAAAUCACUAAAUGUUGAAAAGUUCAAAUUAUUUGGCAAGCCGCUUAUGAAACUAUGCCUCAAAGUCACCGAAUCGCCCCAAGUCAAAACUCCCAAUAUUACAGAACUUCACAAUCAGUAUGGUUUCAAAGGUAGCCCGAAACGGCCGGGAGGGUUCAAGCCAGCGCCAUCCAGAACGACCUCCCGAAAAUUUUAG